AUGGCUACUACAACUAGAGCAAAACACCGUCAACUUGAAGAACAACAAAAUAAUUUAUCAACUGAUGAUAAGAAAUAUAGUGAAGACCAAUCUUUAGGUUAUGUCUCUGAUAAUAAUAUAUUUACUGAUAUCUAUAAUAAAGAAAAUAGUAGUGAUAAUGAAGAAGAUAAUUUACAAAAAAUUAGUCAAAUUAGUGAUCAUGGGAAUAAUCAAGAAUUUAAUCAAAAUAUAUCUCCUGAGCUUUUAAUACUAGCAAAAAGAAAAAACCAAUUAGAAUUUCAACUAAACCAAAAUUAUUAUUUGUUUGGAAAUUUUUUUUCUAACCUUGUGAUAGAAAAGUCUAUUGUCAAAUAG
This is a messenger RNA of Racocetra persica, 354 nucleotides long. NCBI's taxonomy places the organism in Eukaryota, Fungi, Glomeromycota, Glomeromycetes, Diversisporales, Gigasporaceae. The record is from the annotation of a GenBank genome assembly.